Perca fluviatilis (European perch) is the source of this 2451-nucleotide messenger RNA. RefSeq names its product nocturnin-like. Bases 901 to 2070 code for a protein of 389 amino acids. The record is from RefSeq and is a predicted model, not a curated record. Gene Ontology annotation, molecular function: poly(A)-specific ribonuclease activity. The transcript has 7 exons. Gene Ontology annotation, biological process: circadian rhythm. NCBI's taxonomy places the organism in Eukaryota, Metazoa, Chordata, Actinopteri, Perciformes, Percidae.
AAUGUUGCCACACCGCUGACCUCAGGGACGCCGGAGGAUUUUCCAGUUCUAUUAUUGUUUUUCCGCCAUCUCUAACCCCAGCAGUGGCCAUGCUGUCUAGAAAAAUGCAGCUGACGGCUACAAUAUUUCACUCUGAAAAUGUAGCCUUCUGGAGUAGAAGUAUAAAGUAACGUUACCUCAAAAUUGUACUCAAGUGUAGCACUUAAGUAAAUAUUACUUUCCACCAGUGACAGCAGCACAUAGCCUAUCAUACGCGCACGGCGCGCCUUCUUUUUAAAAACAGUUUUACUUGAAAUCUUCUAAUCUGGCAACACAGGGCUCGGGUUCCCUGCUACUGCCACAUAUAGCAGGGCGAUAGCUAUCAUACAUGCUGAGUGAGUCUAAAUUUGGUUUGCAACCCAUACGCACGUCUUUGGAAGCUGAGGUUGUUCCCAAAUGUUUGCACGGGUGUUGCUACAUAAUGUAUUUCAGAUUGUCUGAAGCGUGAUUACUCUUGUCCCCGCGUGGCUGCGACCAGCAGAUGGCAGCGCAGACCGGCUUUCUCUCCAAUGUGACCCUGCUCUGCAGCUCCACGGUCAAGCGACCAGCCACUUCCCACUGAACAAAAACACGCAGACGCAUGCCCACAGAGGUGCAUUCCCACCGUCUGGGUCUCACACACUACAGGGCCACAUAAAGACCGAGAAAGAUAUCGGAAAAACAAGGCAGCAGCUGCACAGGCGGAGCUCAAGGGAAAUCGGCAGUUCAUUCUAGUAAAGAAGUGAAAAUACUGCUCAGCCAGGAAGCUUAAAUCAGCUGACAGUAACGUACGGUAUCGGUUAGAGUGGCAGCAGCGUUUAAAAAGAAGGCGUUAAGGACAACAUUCACUCGAGCGUAGAGUGGACGUAUCCGUGGACAGUGAUGGAGACUAUAGUGUGUCCGAUGGGUGGAGGCGCCACCCGGCUGUACAGCGCCCUGACUCAGACCCGCGGCAGCUCUCCUCUCCCCCUCACCCUGUCCCAGCAGCCUGACAACACAAACCUGGAUCCAGCUUUCUGCCAGGAGCAGAAGGGGUCCCCUGCAUGUCCCCCCGAUCCAGCGGAGCUGCUUCGACAGUGUGAAGAGGCCCUCGGGGACCGACCUGACCGCCUCCACAGGAAGUUCACUCACCUCGACGAUGGAGACAACGCCCCCAGCAGCCCCAUCAGGGUGAUGCAGUGGAACAUACUGGCCCAAGCCCUGGGCGAGGGACUUGACAGCUUUGUCCAGUGUCCUCCGGAGGCCCUCAGCUGGUCCCGUAGGAAGUACCUCAUCCUAGAGGAGAUCCUCACCUACCGACCUCAUAUCCUGUGUCUGCAGGAAGUCGACCACUACUACGACACCCUCCAGCCGGUUCUGGCAGGCCUGGGUUACAGCAGCAACUUUUGCCCUAAACCCUGGUCGCCGUGCCUGGACGUGGAGGGCAACAACGGCCCCGACGGCUGCGCGCUGUUCUUUGAUCAGUCGCGGUACGAGCUCGUGGACAGCGCCAGCAUACGCCUUUCUGCCAUAAGGAUUCCAACCAAUCAGGUCGCCGUGGUGACGAUGCUGCGUUGCCGUAGCACGGGGAGAUGCGUGUGCGUGGCCGUGACCCAUCUGAAGGCUCGUUCUGGCUGGGAGUGGCUCCGCGGCGCCCAGGGCUCCGACCUCCUGCGACACCUCCAGACUCUGGUCCACAAACACGGCGGCGACCCCGCGGGCGCUCCCAGCGCUGACAUUCCUCUGCUCAUAUGUGGAGAUUUCAACGCAGUCCCGACUGAGGAGGUGUACCGACGCUUCGCCGCGUCGCCCCUCGGCUUGGACUCGGCCUAUAAGAAACUCAGUCAGGACGGUUUGACUGAGCCCGAGUACACCACGUGGAAGAUUCGGCCUACAGGGGAAUGCUGCUCCACUCUGGACUACAUCUGGUACAGUCGGCACACGCUGAGAGUGGACGCCGUUUUGGACAUGCCCACCGAGGAGCAGAUUGGGCCAAACAGGCUUCCGUCCUUCACUUAUCCGUCUGACCACCUCUCUCUGGUUUGCGACUUCAGCUUUAAGGAGGAGGACUGAGCAAACGCACAGGAAGGGACACAGGAAGCGACACAGGAAGCGUUGGCUUCACUCAACAAUAAGGGGCGCUGAUGAGACGCCACGUGGGACCGACGGGGCGGGAGCGAAGACAGGACAGAGAAACCGGAGCGGGACGUUAGUUACUGCGCGUGGAUUGAAAAGUCUUUCAAGUCUUGAAAACUUCCGACUAGGGCGGGGCAAUAGGGAGAAAAUCAAAUAUCACGAUAUUUUUGACCAAAUAUCUCGAUAUCGAUACAGAGACGAUAUCGUAGUGUUGACUAUUGGUGCUUUCACAAAAUAUUUACACAAUGAGAUUUUUGAUCAGUAAUGUGGAUAUAAUGACUAAGUGGGUAAAGGCAAAUAAUAGAACAGUUACAGUCU